UAUGUGGAAGAACCUUCAACUGUUUGGUCGUGUAUAUUUUAGGUAUAUAUAUUAUAAAACCCGAAUAUUCGAGCCAAGCGGUGAAGGCCUCAAAAUUUUCCUACGAUCUCCAAAACUCAUCUAUAAUCAACAUAUAUAGGCCAAUUUAUACAAAAAGCUGUACGAAGAUCAGCGCCAUUUGUUGGAUAAACACAGAGAUAUUUGACAAUGCAGAAAGCAGCAGCAGCAAAGCGUUUAUUAACAAAGGAAUUGAAGUCGAAAGCUGAGGUUUAUCACGGGGACAAAGUUUGCAGGGAGAAGUUCUGUUUGUUGCUGGCAGAAAAAGGUCUACCCGAAGGGCUGUUGAGAAUUGAGAACAUUGAAGAAUAUGGGUAUGUGAAGGAAAUAGGGUUUGUUUGGCUAAAGCUUGAGAAGAAGAAGGAGCACAGGUUUGAUAACAUAGUUGUCUGCUAUGAUUCUAUUGUCACUGCUUAUGUGGAGCCAAACAAGAUCAAGAAUCUUACUGGGGUGAAGGCCAAGGAGUUUUUGGUUUGGUUCACUUUGAAUGAGAUUUGUGUUAGGAGUCCACCAGAAGGAUCUAUCAUCACCUUCAAAUCUUUCGUUGGUCUCUCCAUGUCUUUUCCAUUCUCCUUCUUCAAACCAACCUAAGUUUCACUCUGUAAUUAUUCAAGAAGAAAAAACAAACACUUUUAAAUAUUGUAUAUAUUAAUUACAAA
Molecule: messenger RNA, 716 nt
Organism: Vigna angularis (adzuki bean)
Lineage: Eukaryota; Viridiplantae; Streptophyta; Magnoliopsida; Fabales; Fabaceae
Exons: 1
Coding region: 208-648 (146 amino acids)
Source: RefSeq, a predicted model, not a curated record